Molecule: messenger RNA, 1188 nt
Organism: Malassezia globosa CBS 7966
Lineage: Eukaryota; Fungi; Basidiomycota; Malasseziomycetes; Malasseziales; Malasseziaceae
Exons: 3
Coding region: 1-1188 (395 amino acids)
Biological process (GO): NADH dehydrogenase complex assembly; mitochondrial electron transport, NADH to ubiquinone
Cellular component (GO): mitochondrion
Source: RefSeq, a predicted model, not a curated record
AUGCACGUGCAUCCAUCCAGCCGCUCCCUCCCUUUCUACUGCUGGCCAGCAAUUGACUUGCCUGCUGUUCUUGCUUGCCCCUACCUCCACACAAUCGGCAGACGCGCGCACGGCCAAAGGGCCCAUGCGCCGCCGCCGUUGGUGUGCAAGUGGGUGGGUGGGUGGCGCUUUGAGGGAACCCCCAAGGAACGAUACUUUUAUCCUGGUCCGUGUGCUCAAAGGGCGUACGUUCCCACAGAUUCUCAUCACGAUUCAUCUGCCAUCCAGAUUGAAACGACUAUGUCGUUGCUUUCACGCUUCAGUCAGGCGUUCCGGCGCUCUCUUCUAGGAUGGCAAAGUGAGGCAGCACGCAUCAUGCGCAUGGAAGUGUCAGCCACUGAAAACGCAACGCAGUCGCAGCUCUUCUACAAAAUAAACAACUCUGCUGAUCUCUCACAGAUAGCGACUGGAUCUGACUCCGAUAUUGGUGGACUCUCUCGCUGCCACAUGUCCCUUGAACAUGACGACCCUGGGCAGGAAAAGACGCCUGCUUCCUUUGGCCGUUUCUAUGGCACUCUCAGCUCACAGAUCCCGCGUGGAUCCGCCUUGGAACGCAGUGGAUACGCCGCAUUUCGAAACAAGUCACGACCUACAUUGUUCAGUACGGAAACAUGGGACACAUCAUUCCACCCGUAUCUUGCUCUCCUCGUACGCAAUCGCACAGCAGCAGUGAAAGGAACAGGGCCAUCGAUUUCUCCCUCACAUUCUAGGACGCACUCUCUGCGCUCAGCGUUGCACGCUAGUGAUCCAACAGGUCCAGCGAUCCCGCGCGCUAUCGAUGCUUUGGGUCUCACACAUGCUGGCAUGACAGGCCAUGCAUCAAAUCUACCGUUGUUCUUUGUCAACAUUCAGACGGAUGGACCCGUUACAACAGAUUUGUACCAGCACCGACUUUUCCUCGAUGACAGCCAGGGAAAUGCUUGGCAGACGAUCACUAUCCCGUUUGACUCGUUCGUGCUAACUAAUACGGGCGUUGUUGCAGAAGAUCAGAUAUCGAUGAUGCGCGAGAAGAUCCUCACCGUCGGCAUAUCCGCUCUAAUUGAGCCGCCUCUCUUGCCGGAUAGCCAGGAUGUAGUAGAAGAAGAGCCUGCAUCCCCUGCGACACAGGGUCCCAGUGCACUUCGACGCACUUCUUCCCCUCCUGUUUGA